This is a messenger RNA of Bombina bombina (fire-bellied toad), 2373 nucleotides long. Its product is annotated as UDP-glucuronosyltransferase 2C1-like. Gene Ontology annotation, molecular function: UDP-glycosyltransferase activity. The coding region runs from base 287 to 1894 and encodes 535 amino acids. The record is from RefSeq and is a predicted model, not a curated record. Lineage: Eukaryota; Metazoa; Chordata; Amphibia; Anura; Bombinatoridae. The transcript has a single exon.
GUCACUAUACCCAGCUCAGCUCAUGUAGCUUUUAGUCUGUUAAAUUCUUUCGUCUGUAUCCUGGGACCAAAGUGCAACUAAUAAGCGCAUAGCUUCAGGCACAACCCGAUUGUGUAAACUGAGAAUGAGUCAGGCCCAUACUGUAACAGCCACACUCCCUCCCCAUCCAGCACAUAGGAGGAGUCAGUGCUGCACAACCACAUGACUUUGCUCACUGCACUUAGCACAGCUCAUACUCAGUGUAGGAUCAGCAACAGAUUUUCCCAGCAUUGCUGGGAUCUCUAACAUGGCGCCAGUGAGUACAGUUAUAGGAGUCUUCCUGAUUACCUGUGUGAUUACCUGUGGGGUGCUCCUGCCCAGUGCACAUGCUGGGAAGGUCCUUGUGGUUCCAGUAGAGGGAAGUCACUGGAUUAAUAUCAAGAUCCUGAUGAUGGAACUUAUUCAGAAAGGCCAUGAGCUCACAGUCACCAGACCCUCCAACAGCAUUUAUAUUGAUGAGUCCUCAGAACAUUUCCAUAUAGAAAACAUACAAAUACCUGGGGAUCAUACAGUAAACAAGGCUUUGUAUGAAGAAUUUAUUCAAAACUUUGUUUUUAACACUAUUGCUGCCAAACAUUCCUCCUCCCUUAAUGUAGCACUGCAUUUCAUUGAAGGCAUUAAACAGAUGACUCAGAUGAUCUCCAUCCAAAUUACAGCAUUAUUUGAGGACAAGGAUUUGAUGGAACGCCUGAGGAACGCUGACUUUGACAUGGUCCUGGCUGACCCCUAUAAUGUAGGAGGUGUAAUGUUGGCUCACUAUCUCAAGCUGCCUCUGGUGUUCUUUGGAAGAUGGAUGCCCACAGAAGAUAUACACUUUGCUCUGGCACCGUCUCCUCUCUCCUAUGUCCCGGUGCUACACUCCAGAGUAACAGACAGAAUGCUCUUCCCAGAAAGAGUUAAGAACGUCCUCCUCUAUUCCCUGUAUUUUGUAGUCAGCCAUUUUAUAGUUUAUCCAGCUUAUGAUCAGAUUGCCCAUCGCUACCUCAACACCAACAUUGGGGUGUUUGAGAUGCACAAAAGAGCUGACAUCUACUUAAUGAAGGUGGACUUUGUCUUUGAGUUUCCUCGGCCAAUGAUGCCCAAUGCUGUGUACAUUGGUGGGUUCCAGUGUCGGCCCCCUAAGCCUCUGCCCCAAGAGAUCCAGGAGUUAAUGGAUGCCUCAGAGGAGGGAGUGGUGGUCUUUUCCUUAGGAGCUAUUGUAAAGACUCUUCCCCCCAGAAUUGCCAGAGAGAUUGCUGCAGGUUUCGCACAACUGCCAGAAAGAGUCAUCUGGCGUUACACAGGAGAAAAACCAGACACUCUGGGGAAUAAUACUAGGAUUAUGAGUUGGCUUCCACAAAAUGAUCUGCUUAGUCAUCCGAACACCAAGGCUUUCAUUGCACAUGGUGGGGAAAAUGGUGUCUAUGAGGCCAUUUACCAUGGUGUCCCUAUAGUUGGGGUUCCCAUCUUUGGUGACCAGUAUGAGAACAUUCUACGUCUGAAGGCCAAGGGAGCUGCUGUCCUAUUGGAGAAUCUAGGGGACCUGACAGCAGAGGACAUUUUCCGUGCAGUGCGUCUGAUCAUAGAUGACCCUUCUUAUGGAAAUGCCAUGAGAAAAUUGUCAAAACUGCACAGAGACAGCCCUAUACCCCCCCUUAAGGCUGCUGUGUUUUGGACAGAGUUUGUUAUGCGCCAUGGGGGAGCAGGGCACCUGAGAGCAGCGGGCACAGAGCUGCCCUGGUACCAGUACUAUUUGAUAGAUGUCAUUACAUCUCUGACCUUUGCCCUCUUUCUUUGUAUAUUCUUGAUCUACAAGUUCCUCCAAGCCAUAGUGAAAAGAUGCUUCCCCAAGAAACAGAAAAACAAGAGAGAGUGAAAGCCCCAGAAUGUCCCAGUGACCACUGACAGCGACAUGUAUACAGACCUUUAUGUGACUAUGCAAAUUCAAGCCCAGCAAUAAGAGGAAUGGCAAUAUUGUGACAGUACUCACCUUUCAAGGAAGUCAGAAAACUCAUUACUACUCUAUAUCAGGGGAAGAGAAAUGUGUGUGUCAUAAAGCUGAGGAGCCAGUCACACUUCAUGUCAAUUAUGUUAUAUUGGGAUAUAUGUAGCUGAAUCCAGAGUUAGGAAGUGCGGCUCCUGUGCUCUCGGAGUUAGUCAAGUUCCAGUCUAAGCUAUCACAUAAGGAUUAAUGAUUAUGUCUGUGGCAUGAACCUGCUGAGGACACAGUGAAUUAGUGACUGGGAGUGUAGACUGAUGGUGAGACCUAUAAACGGGUAAUAUUGUUAGCGGGCACUGACACCAAUGAUACAGCCACUGUACUGCCAGCCCAUUAUUAAAGGGACGUACAAAUCC